CGGAAAAAGAAGAAGAAAAAAAAAACCCUACAAAACCAAAACUCCUUCUGAUCACACAUAAAGAAGCCACAUACAUAUUAGAGAGAAUAAGAGAAAUGGCGGAGGAGGAGCCUCCUCGUGCGGAAACCCCAUCUCCCCGACACCCCCCGCGACGGCGGUCGUUCUUCUUCACCAUCACCAUUCCCCGGCGGCGGCCGGCGAGGAUCCGGUUCAAGCUCCCCCAAGUGCUGUCCGACACCAUGGACCGAAGAAAGAGAACCAACACUAGUAACGAAGAAGAUGGUGAUCAUCAUCAUAACGAGGAGGAAACCAAAGAUCACAAGCCGCCAUCUAGGAAUCGUCGAAUCCUGAACAAGCUUGGCUCCAUGCUUUUCUCCAACGCUCUCGCCAACAAGCUCCGUCGCGGCCACGGCGGCGACAAGGCGGAGGGAGAUCGCGAGGAGAGGGAGGAGGAGGGAUGUGAGAAUGGCGGCGGAGGUGAUGACGGCUGGGGAGGGAAGCAUGGGAGAGUGGUGGUCAUGUCGCGGUCGUCGAGCCGCCAGCUGGGCGGAAGAGGUAGCCGGAGGAGGGGCGGCGGCGGUGGCGGUGGGGUGGAGUUGUGCAAGAGGAGGAUACUGAUGGGAGGGAAGUGCCGGCCGUUGAGUGGUUCCCAUGGACUUCACUAUGGCAAAGAUGGGGUUUUGCUAGCAGAUGGCAUUGGUUCAUAGAGUUUGUUGAUUUGUUUCAAACCCUAUUUCCUUUUGGGUUCUCGAGAGUGAAGGGUUGUUAUUUAAUUAGUAUUCAUCGGUAGGGUUAGAGUUCCGAUUUGGUUAUUUGUGUGUAUAAGCCAUAUUGGUUGUUUCCCAACCUGCCAAUAGUUACUAAAAAAAAUUAUCACAUACAACACUUGCUUAAAAUAUUAGAGCUUGGAGUUGUUCGCUAGAGCGUCAAACGAACUAGGAAAGGGUUCGCUGGUCACAAAAGCAAUCCACAUAGGUGUUUGCUGGCAGGGGCGGAUACAUGGGCAUGAAGCGGUGUCCCGGGACACCCCUAAAAUUUGGGUAAACGAUUAUCCAAUCUUCGCUAGUAGUUUCGUACGGGUAUACAAAAUAUAAUUGGUAAUCCGGG
Linum trigynum is the source of this 1107-nucleotide messenger RNA. Lineage: Eukaryota; Viridiplantae; Streptophyta; Magnoliopsida; Malpighiales; Linaceae. The record is from the annotation of a GenBank genome assembly.